Molecule: messenger RNA, 701 nt
Organism: Cimex lectularius (bed bug)
Lineage: Eukaryota; Metazoa; Arthropoda; Insecta; Hemiptera; Cimicidae
Exons: 3
Coding region: 114-659 (181 amino acids)
Source: RefSeq, a predicted model, not a curated record
UUUAAACAUCUCACUUAACAAUCGAUUAGUCACAUGGUUGAAUUAGAAAUAAAAAUUAUGUUAACUCAAAAUUCUUUCUUAAAAUAAAAAAAGAAAAAAAAUAUUGACGGAAAAUGACAUUGGACUACUCAAUGUGGCAACAGUGGCUGUAUGAUUUGUUCGACGUCGAUACCAUCUACGAAUACUUUUACAAAAAAGGUUUCGAUGCGGACUGGGCUCAGAGAAAAUUGAGAAAAAGCGUCUCGUGGGCUUUCAACCUCGAGGAGCCGUUUUCGACCAUCCUACUCGUGACAGUCAUCUACUUCAUCGCAGUCAGGGUUUACGAAAUGAAAUUCAUAUGGUGGAGAAAGUGCUAUCCUAAGAAGAAGAAAAAGGACCACAAGAUGGAUCUGGUCCGCUGGCUUAAAUUUCAAGACUACAAGAGGAGGGAGUUGGCGAGGAAGACGAUCGAACUGGCCGCACAGGCCAAACUGCCCGAUAUCGAAAGAUCUAGGGCCGCUUGGAGGGACAGCGUCAUGAUGAAAAGCCUCAACAGGAAGAAAUGGCUCGAGGAAGAGAUGAAAAAAAUCGUCACACAGUUGAGGAGGCUCCAAAUGUGCAACAACUGCUAUUCGUCGUGCUGCAUGGACAGAAACGUCCUGGACAGAAAGAACCGAUAAUUCAGACAAAACUAACCUACAAUAAAAUGUCUAAUUUCAGAA